Messenger RNA from Didymodactylos carnosus, 5331 nucleotides. NCBI's taxonomy places the organism in Eukaryota, Metazoa, Rotifera, Eurotatoria, Philodinida, Philodinidae. The record is from the annotation of a GenBank genome assembly.
AUGGCUAUGGUAAAUGGUAUAAACACUAAUAGCGAUGGAAUGACAAGUGCAAGUUAUAUGGAUAGUGUUGAAUUACGUUUAAAUGAAUUAGAAAGAUUGUUGUUUAAUUCAUCGAUUAAAGAUCAAUCUAUAAGUGUUGAAGCAUUAUUAGAUGCUUUUAUUGUAUUAUACGAUGAAUGUUGCAAUUCAACGUUGAGAAGAGAAAAAACAAUCGCAGAAUUUAUUGAUCAUGCAAAAUCAUUUGUUACACGAGUAAAAAAAUGUCGCUUAAAUCGUGAUGAUUUUGAAACAAUCAAAAUUAUUGGACGUGGAGCAUUCGGAGAAGUUGCUGUUGUACGCACGAAAAAAACUGAUCGUGUUUAUGCAAUGAAAACGCUGAAUAAAUGGGAAAUGUUAAAACGAGCUGAUACAGCUUGCUUCAAAGAAGAACGUGAUGUACUCGUAUUUGGUGAUCCACACUGGUUAACAAAACUUUAUUAUGCAUUUCAAGAUAGUGAAAAUCUGUAUUUCAUUAUGGACUAUUAUUUUGGUGGUGAUCUGUUAACGUUACUUUCAAAGUUUAACGAUCAUUUUUCCGAGGAGAUGACACAUUUCUAUGUGGCUGAAAUGGUUUUAGCUAUUGAUUCAUUACAUAAACUGGGCUAUGUACAUAGGGACAUUAAACCAGAUAAUAUUCUUCUCGAUGGCCAGGGGCAUAUUCGUUUAGCAGAUUUUGGAUCAUGUUUAAGAAUGAGAGCCGAUGGAACAGUUCAAUCUAAUGUGGCUGUUGGAACACCAGACUAUAUUAGUCCGGAAAUUCUACGAGCCAUGGAACAGGGGCAAGGUCGUUAUGGAUCGGAGUGUGAUUGGUGGAGUUUAGGAUGUGCAAUGUGGGAAAUGCUUUUUGGUUUACCACCAUUUUAUGCUGAAAGUUUAUUAGAAACUUACGGAAAAAUUAUGAUGCAUGUUCAGAAAGAAUUACCAUUGCCAUUUCCAAGCGAUAUCGACGUAUCAGAUAGUGCAAAAGAUUUACUUAAACAUUUAUUAUGUACAUCGGAACAACGUUUAGGAAAAAAUGGUUUAGAAGAUUUUAAAAAUCAUUUGUUUUUUCAAUCAAUUGUAUGGUCUAAUAUACGCCAGUCAACCGCUCCUUAUAUUCCUGUUGUUAGCAGUCCAAUAGAUACAUCUAACUUCGAUGUUGAUGAUAUUGAACCAUCAUCAAAAGAUACCGUAGCUCCUGUGUCACACGCAGCAUUUACAGGUCAUCAUUUACCUUUCAUUGGUUUUACCUUUUCAUCAAAUAAUCGUUUUUCCGAUGCUCCCCAUAAAUUAUCACCAUCCUCAAAUAGUACUCAAGUCCUCCCACCACCUGUACCAGUUGUCGCUAAAGAUGUAUGUGAUUCUUUUUCUUCGGAUAAUUCAACGUCAAAAAUUCAAUCAUAUGAAGAAACAAUUGUAUCGUUACAAUGUCAACAAACAAGUUUAUUAGAUGAAUUAAAACGUUUACGUGAAGUAUAUGAACAGACAAAAUCUGAUACAAUUGAACAAUCUCGACAGGUAAAACUAUUAAAAGAGUAUUAUACGAAUGAAUUUGAUUCUCUAACAAAUCAACAAUAUGAUUAUUAUUCAAAAAUAUUAAAUAUAUUCAAUCAUCUUCGACAAACAUCUCCAUCAUCAUCAUCAUCGACACCACAAAACCUAACCGAACUACAAAUGAAAAUACGUGAACAUCUCGUGUAUUUUGAUGAGAAUCAUAAUCUGGAAUUGAGUAUUAAUCAGCAAUCGAAUAAUUUUGUGAACAACGAUACAUCAAAACGAAAAUUAUCGAAUAAUGAUAAAUUAUUACUUGAUAAUUUAAUGAAAUUUGAACAAAAAUUUGAACGAUUAUUUCAAAAUAUGAAUAAAACUAGAAAUGGUAUAGAUGAUGAUCCAACAAUCGAAGAUGAAAGUGAAGAUGAUUUAGAGGAGGGUGAUGGUGGUGAAAGUGAUGAAGAAUCAGUAGUAAUCACAAAUGAACAACAAAUUGUCGAUGGAACAGAUUUAACAGUGAAAAAAUUUAAUAAAAUGAUGAAAUAUGUCUACACAAAAUUGAAACUAGUAUUACGCGAUAAAUAUGAUGUUGAAGAAAAAUUAAAUAUAUUUGAAGAAAAACAUUUGUCCUACAGAAAAUGGGAAACACAAGUUUACGAUAUAUUAAAAUGGAUAAGUGAAGAGAAAACAGCAAGAACACAUUUGAAGGGUCUUGCAUUGAAAAUGGCAGAAGAGUUAGAUACAAUUAGAGAAACAGGAUGUCUAGCAUCACCAUUAACAUCCUCAUCAUCGACUGGGCACAAUACGUCAUGGAAACAUGGCCGAUCUGUAAAAUUAAAACAUAUGGAAAUUCAACAAUUACAAACAUCUAUACAAAAAGAAAUUGAAGCAAAACAAAAAAUUCAUGAAGAAUUAAAAGAUUGUCAAGCAGAAAAUAUUUUAAAAGUCGAAGAAAAUCAACAAUUACGUGAAGAAAUAGAAAAACUUCAACGUGAAAUGAAUCAUUUCAAACAUUUGUAUGAAAAUUCGCUAGAUCAUCAUACUCCAAAUAAUAGUGUAACACGAUCGGGUAUACUUCGAUCACCGGGAGGUAUUGUAACAACAAAUAAUUUUUCUCCAGAUAAUUUCAUGGAUGAUCAAUCAUUUAACGUCAACAAUACAUCAUUUGAUCGAUUUUUACGUAGUGCUACAGCUGGAUUAUCAGAGACACGUAAUGAUGAACUUUCAACGACAUUCGAUAGUGAUCGUGGAGAUAAUAUCGAUGAUGUUUUACAAUCAAACAUACUAGUACCACCAACAUCGUCAAUUCUGAAACCGCUUUUACCAUUAAAAAAUGAAUAUCAUGAUUUUCUCAUUGCAAAUUUUCACGUAACUGCAACGUGUGAUGAAUGUCAAAAUGCUUUGAUUGGAUUAAUUCGGCAAGGUUUUGUCUGUCAACGAUGUAAAGUGAUCUGUCAUCCAGACUGUAUGGAAAAAAUAACGAUGCCAUGUCAGUUAACUACAAAAGAGCGAAAUCGAUCACCACUGACAGAUCAGCAUAUUGUUCGAGUACCAAAAGCUGGUGGAAUAAAAAAAGGUUGGAUGAAACAUCAAUUGCUGAAUUUACAAACAAAACUCUUAUUCUAUGAACUAUCACCAGAAAAAGAUAAUAAAAUAACAUGGGCGCAACCGUCAUUUAUUCUUGAUUUAACAGAUGAAGAAUUCAAUGUUUCAACAGUAUCAUCAUCGGAUGCUUAUCAUGCAAAUAAAAAAGAUAUAGCCAGUAUUUUCAAAAUCAGUGUAUUGAAAUUAGCUUCACCAAAACAUCUUUAUCAUACAUUGAUAUUAACAAAUAAUGAAGCUGAGAAAACACAAUAUAUCAAUAUGCUCUCAGAUUUAUCUGUUAAAGUCAAAACUAUGAAACAAAAUGCUGGCUUUAUUGCCAAGGAAUUAUUUGAUACAUCACGUUGUUCCGCAUUAAAAGAAUCACCAGCAGCAGCCAUUCUAGAUUCUGAUCAUAUUUUUGUUUGUGGUGAAGAUGGUUUAUACUUAGUCAAUGUAACAAAAGAUUCUUCUAUCAAAUUAAGUGAUAAAAAAGUCUAUCAAAUAUCUAUCGUAAAUGAACUAAAUUUAUUAUUAACAUUAUCUGGAAAACAGCGUACAAUACGUUGUCAACCAUUGAAACAACUUAUUGAACCAUUUCUUCAUUCUCAUCAUCAUCAUAACGUUCAUCAUCAUGCAAUAUCGUCAUUAUCAACAACAGAAGGCUGUAAAAUUCCAGAAACAAAAAAUUGUACAACAUUUGCCGUCAGUAAACCGAUAACAAAUAAUGGUCAAGCAAUAUUGUGUGUAUCAAUUAAAAAUCGUAUAUUGAUAUAUCAAAUAUUUCAACAACGUCCAUUUCACAGUCUUCUAAAAGAGUUUAACAUAGUACAUCCAGUACAAUAUUUAGAAAUUAAUCAGGAUAAAUUGUAUUAUGGUUAUCCAUCUACAUUUGUUAUGCAAAAAAUUAAUACAACAAUUGAUGGUGCAAAUAUUUCACUUCUCCGCGACGAAGAUCCGACGUUACAAUUUUUUCGUGAACGUCCAAUUGAAACAUUACGUGUAAUACCUGUUAGUAACAGUACAUCAACAGCAACUGCCAAUAACAACAUAGAACUUUUACUAGUAUUUCGUGAAUUAGGAAUUUAUGUAAAUCAAAUGGGUAUUCGUACUCGUCAUCGAGAAUUAAUGUGGUCAACAGCUCCUAUUAGUACAGCAUAUCAAGAACCAUUUCUCAUGAUAUUUACCGAUCGUUCGAUUGAUGUCUACGAUGUUCCAUCAGCUACUUGGGUACAAUCAAUUCCUUUACAACGAACAAAACCAUUAACAAAUGAUGGCUCUGUACUUAUUACCAAUGAUCCGGAUAUAAAAAAUGAUGCAGCUAAAUUACUCUAUUUUGUUCAACGUUCACAUCUUCGUUCACCUCCAUCAUCAAAUAGUUCUGCUGCGAUCAUUCUAAAUGUUCCAGAUAAAUCAAAAAGCAUUGGUAAUUCAACAAAACGUUUUCGUGUACCGUCGAAAUUGUUAAGUGAUCAAUCAUCAAAUGUUCAACAACGAUUAACCACACCACAAAUAUCACAAAUAACAACGUCAACAAUCACAAGUGGAAACGGUGGUGAAAGUCAAGAAAAUGUAAAAUCACUCAUUUCUGGUCCAAAAGAUUUUACGCAUAUAUCUCAUUUGGGAAAAGGUGAAGGUUUACAAAUAAUAUCAGGCCUCAAACAAAUUUCACCAUCCAAUACGUUAAUGAGCAAUCAUAGUCAAUCUAAUUCAUUAAAUUCGUCUAGUUAUGGCGGAAGUGGUAGUACAUUGAAUACACAACAACAACAACAACAACAACAACAAAAUAUGUUUGCAUCAAAUGGAUCGGCAUCAUCAGCUCAUCGUCGAUCAAUUAUUUCGGGACCUCUUAAUUUUGUACAUUUAACACACAUAGGACCAAGUGAUAUUACCACAUUUUCUUCAGAUUUAUCAACAUCAAAUACGUCGACAAAUAAAGCAAUUAUAUCUGCUCCAAUGAAUUUUCGACAUCAAGUACACAUUGGACCAUCAACAUCAACUGAUGAACCGAAAAAGGAACAACAAACAAAUAGUCAUGUAAUAAAACAACAGACAAUUGGUAGUGGAGAAAAUACUUCAACAGUAUCAUCUCGAUCGAUGUCACUAAAAGACGACGAUGAAGAAGAUGAAGAGGAAGAUGAUGAUGAAAACAACGAGAACAGUAGUAGCAAAGAACAUCGAUUAAUAUUGAACAUGAACGAUGAGAAUGAUGGAAAUAGAAAGAAACAAAGUUAUUCAUAA